This is a messenger RNA of Micromonas pusilla CCMP1545, 825 nucleotides long. RefSeq lists its product as uncharacterized. The record is from RefSeq and is a predicted model, not a curated record. The transcript is spliced from 3 exons. Lineage: Eukaryota; Viridiplantae; Chlorophyta; Mamiellophyceae; Mamiellales; Mamiellaceae. The coding region runs from base 4 to 825 and encodes 273 amino acids.
ACGAUGGCGACCGGCGGCGACGCGAACGACCGCAUGAUGGCGGACGCGGCGAAAGCCCUGACCGGGUACACCGGCGGAGGACUCUCGAGGACCGGCGCGACGGGCGCCGGCGAAGAGUUGGACUUCAACGACGUGUUCAGCCUUCGACGCCCGCAGAACGCGAUGUCGGGCCUGAGCAGCGGCCUGCAGUCCGCGGGGAAGGGCGUCCUCGCGGGCGCGGCGGCGCUCAUCGCCGCGCCCGCGAUCGGCGCGAAAGCCGAGGGCGCGACCGGGUUCUUCAAAGGGUUGGGCGCUGGCCUGGUGAGCGCGGUCGUGCUCCCCGUCGUCGGCGUGGGCGUCGGCGCGACGCAGAUCGUUCGCGGCAUCGCCAACACCCCGGAAGCCAUCGCGGAGGCCAACGCGGGGAAGCGUUGGAACCGCCGGACGAGGGAGUGGGUCACGGAAGAUCUCGUGAAGGAAGCGCUGAAGCUCGCGGAGAUCGACGACGAGACGAUAUUGGAGAAAGCGCGCGAGCGCGCGCGGGCGAGGGAGGCGGAGGAGCGGGCCACGAGCGGCGGCGGCGGCGGCGGCGGCGGCGGCGCGACGGGCGGCGGCGUCUCGGAGACUGAAUUCUACGACGUGCUCGAGGUGGCCCCGACCGCGAGCGCUUCCGAGAUCAAGCGCGCGUACUACGUCGCCGCGCGGAAAUGGCACCCGGACAAGUGCCAGGACGACCCGAGCGCGCAUGAGCGGUUCCAGAAGAUCGGCGAGGCGUACCAGGUCUUAUCCGACGACGCCACGCGGAAAAAAUACGACGAAAAGGUGAGACUCGUCUCCAGAUUUUAA